UACAGGGUGAUGAAGCAGCAGUUAUGUGAUGAUAUCUGGGAGUUACCCUGUGGAACAAACACAUUCAACACAGGAGAAUGCUGCACUUGGCCCCGCCCUCUUGUGUUUACGUCGGAGGACGUUUGCGGAAAUGACCCUGUGCUUCGUCAAGUUAGCGACCGUUAGCUGCUUAGAAACAGAACUACUUUGGAAUAAGAGUUUGACGGUUCCGAUGUUGGAUAUAAACAGUAACGGCUUCAAUUGGAUAAUUAAUUUUCUUUUAUUAAUAUUACAUAAGAUACUUUUAAGCGCUGCUUUUAUUUGUCUUCUUCAUAUAAUUUGUUGGUGCCGUUCUUAAUGCUUUUACUUUGAAGGCGGUGAUCGGAAAUCCUGUUUGUCCGUCUGCCCGGCUUCACACCACAAACCAGAUCGGACCGGAGAUACUGAUUGGCUGCGGGCUGGCAGACUGAAUGGAAGGGAGCGAGAUAAGGAACCGAGCCGAUGCGGACCAGUCCAGGCCGGGUCGAGGCACCAGAGACAGCAGCACCCAGACUGACAGCAGAGUGCAAGGCCAUGACCCCAGGUUAUCAAAGGUAAAUCUGUUUACCUUACUGAGUCUGUGGAUGGAGCUGUUCCCUCAGGAACAACAUGAAGAGGACAGCCACAGUCAGAUCCGUGAGGUGGGCCUGGUCGUGGUGCGGGACAGUAAGGUGGUGGGACUCCACUGUUCAGGAGCAGAGCUCCACGCAGGACAAGCAGCCAUUAUCCAACAUGGCGCCCGCCUAGUCGAUUGUCAGCUGUACUUCUCCAGGAGACCCUGUGCUACCUGCCUCAAGAUGAUCAUCAACGCUGGAGUCAGUCAGAUCUCCUUCUGGCCCGGAGACCCAGAGGUCAGCAUGCUGAGGUCCACCUCCACAAACCGUUCAAACUCCCACUCCCACAGUCCACCCCACUGCAUCACAGAGGAGGCCGCACUGGACGCUGUGGCUGCAGAGAAGCUGAAGUCCAACAGCCGUCCUCAUAUCUGUGUGCUGCUGCAGCCGCUGGCACCUGGCCUGGCACAGUUUGUGUCUGAGACGUCCAGAGACUGUGAUUUCAUGGAGAAAGUGGCCGAUGAUGAACCAGGACUCAACACAGAGGAACUCUUCAGCAGAGAACGAACGAGACACCUGAAGGAUUUCUCCAGACAGUUCCUGGUCGGGACGUCUCAGCAGCACCGGGAGAUAUUGACACACAUGGGUCUGGAGAACUUCUGUGUGGAGCCAAACUUCUCGUACCUGCGACACAACAUGAGGGAGCUGGUGGAGGUUCUAGCUGCAGUGGCUGCUGGUGUGCCACUGCAACACUACGGAUUCUACAAGGAACCGUGUUCAUCUUCAUCAGCCAUGUCCUCGCUGCCUCCUCAUCAUGAGGAAGUCUCCCAGGAGGUGGCUCGCCAUUGCAUUAUCCAAGCCAGACUGCUGGCUUAUAGAACAGAGGACCCCAAAGUGGGCGUGGGUGUGGUGAUCUGGGCCAGAGGACUCUCGGCUGGCUGCGAUGGAACGGGGAGUCUGUACCUGGUGGGCUGCGGGUACAACGCUUACCCAGCAGGCUCACAGUACGCUGAGUACCCGCAGAUGGACAACAAACAAGAGGACCGGCAGAGACGCAAAUACAGAUACAUUGUCCACGCAGAGCAGAACGCCCUCACCUUCAGGACUCGAGACAUCAAACCGGGGGAGCACACCAUGCUGUUUGUAACUAAAUGUCCGUGUGACGAGUGUGUCCCUCUGAUCAGGGGAGCCGGCAUCACACACAUCUACACCAGUGACCAGGACAGGGACAAAGAUAAGGGCGACAUUUCCUACCUGAGGUUCAGCAGCGUGAAGGACAUCAGCAAGUUCAUAUGGCAGAGAAACCCUUCAGUUUGCUCCGCGUCCUCUCCUCACAUUUCCAACGGUUGUGUUGGGAAGCACAGCAGGCAAACUGAGCAGGAGAGCCACCGCAACAAGAAGCUGUGCACCAGCAGAUCCCACGACUCGCCUUCUGUCAGCUGAACAUCAGCAGUCCGGUCGGUAAGAAGUCGUCGGCAGUGAGUUGGAGAGACGAGAACAGGCUGAGAAGUGUGCAAUACAGCGACCUCAAAGGGAAACCACUAAGAAGCAAAGGAUGGAGGGACCAGUGAUGGAAGAGGUAAAGAAUAAAUGGACCACGUGAAUGCGGGACAAUUUUUAAAUGGAAGGAAGAAGAGUAGAAAUAACAGAUACUGCGUAUAAAAUAAUAUAUUUCUUAUAGUAAUAUAAACUGUGAUGUGUAGAAUUUUUGGGUGAAUAAUUUAUUUAAAUGGUAUAAAGUAUUGAUAUGAAGACAUGCAUACUGUAUGUGUGUGUGUGCGCUGGUAGUGAUGGGUGUAGCGCUUGUUGACUUGAAUAAGGUUUAAAGGAACUACAGAUACACAGGCCCCUGAUGGACCGUUGCUUUGAAAAUAUCUGAAAGACGCGUGGCUGUUUUUCUCACACUAGGAAUUUUUUUUAGGAUUAUAAUGAUAUUGUUUUAGAUCUGAUGUGAACAGAAGCCAGAUGCACUCGGGCUUAAAAGAACGAUGAAUUCUCCUCCAGGAUACUCAUGCUCUUUCUACAAAGAGGCAGCCACACGCUCACUGUGAAGUGAAGCGUGACAUUUUCGUGCAAUGAGAUUUCGUUUGAAGAAGAAUGAAUGUUGUCACUGGGAUGAAGGAAGCGACGCAGCUUAUUUCUUCAGCAGGUGUUUGCUAAAAUGCCACAUGAAGCUGCUUUAAGGAGGAAGGAACUUGAUUACAUAGCUUGUGUCAUCAUUUUAAUGUAUUUAUUUGAGUUGGGAAAUUGGGUUAAUUUCAAGCUUUAUGUUUUUUUGCAUGAGGACCUGUUUGCAUUGUAUGUCAUACCUUUUUCCUGUCGGUACUAUAACACAUUGUCCAAAGGCUUCUAUAACUCGCGUUCAAAUCACAGAGAGACAUUAAAUGUGAGUGUUAGCUGUGAAGCCAUAUGGCAGGAAAAAAAAAAAACACGUUUCAACAUCAGCAUCUCAAAUAC
Molecule: messenger RNA, 3029 nt
Organism: Toxotes jaculatrix (banded archerfish)
Lineage: Eukaryota; Metazoa; Chordata; Actinopteri; Toxotidae
Gene: cdadc1
Product: cytidine and dCMP deaminase domain containing 1
Exons: 13
Coding region: 450-2015 (521 amino acids)
Molecular function (GO): hydrolase activity; zinc ion binding
Source: RefSeq, a predicted model, not a curated record